This is a messenger RNA of Equus caballus (horse), 2188 nucleotides long. RefSeq names its product interferon induced protein with tetratricopeptide repeats 3 (gene IFIT3). NCBI's taxonomy places the organism in Eukaryota, Metazoa, Chordata, Mammalia, Perissodactyla, Equidae. The record is from RefSeq and is a predicted model, not a curated record. Gene Ontology annotation, molecular function: protein binding. Gene Ontology annotation, biological process: defense response to virus. Gene Ontology annotation, cellular component: cytosol.
UCCCUUUCAUAACAGCUCAGAAACAGGGAGAAAGCAUCAGCUGAUGCAUUCCUAUUACCCCCACUUUCCAUUUAUAUAGCUUUUGCAGCACUUACUUGAGCCAGACUGGAAAGAUUUCCGAAGAGCAAAUCAGCUUGGAUCCCGGCUUUUCAGAAGAGCAGAGAAGCAGGUGGCAGUCAUGAGUGACGUCAACAGGAAUUCUCUGGAGAAAAUCCUUCCACAGCUAAAAUGCCAUUUCACGUGGAACCUAUUUAAGAAAGAAGGCAUCUCACAUGACCUAGAAGAUAGAGUGUGUAACCAGAUUGAAUUUUUAAACUCUGAGUUCAAAGCUACAAUGUACAACUUGUUGGCCUACAUAAAAUAUCACAAAUGCCAAAAUGAGGCAGCCCUGGAAUGCUUACGGCAAGCUGAGGAGUUAAUCCAGCGAGAGCACGCUGACCAAGCAGAAAUCAGAAGUCUGGUCACCUGGGGAAACUAUGCCUGGGUCUACUAUCACAUGGGCAGACUCUUGGAAGCUCAGAUUUACGUAGACAAGGUGAAACAAGUGUGUGAGAAGUUUUCAAAUCCUUAUAGUAUUGAGUGUCCUGAGCUUGACUGUGAAGAAGGGUGGACACUGCUAAAGUGUGGAGGAAAGCAAAAUGAAAGGGCGAAGGUGUGUUUUGAGAAGGCUCUGGAAGAGAAACCCAACAAUCCAGAAUUCACCUCUGGACUGGCCAUCGCGACAUACUGUCUAGAUGAAAAACCACAGAAGCAAUGCUCUGUCAAUGUUCUGAAGGAGGCCAUUGAGCUGAGUCCUGACAAUCAGUAUGUCAAAGUUCUCCUUGCCCUGAAACUGCAGAAGGGGAAUAAAGAAGCUGAAGGGGAGCUGUUGGUUGAAGAGGCCCUAGAGAAAGCUCCUUGCCAAACAGAUGUCCUUCGCCAGGCAGCCAAAUUUUACCAAAAAAAAGGUGAUCUAGACAAAGCUAUUGAACUGUUUCUAAAGGCAUUAGAAUUCAUGCCAAACAAUGGCUACCUCUAUUACCAGAUUGCGUGCUGCUAUAUGGGAAAAGUCAAACAAAUUCAGAAAACAGGAGAAUCUGAAGCUAGUGGGAAUAGCGAGAAGAUUAAAGAACUAAGAGAUUAUGCCAUGGACUAUUUGAUUAAAGCUAAGGAGAAGGGACUAAAUUCUCUGUAUGCAUACUCUGAUCUCACUGAGCUGGAAACAGAAGAAUGUUAUCUGAUACCAUUCACUAAGGAGCUCCCUGACACUGGGAGGCAACAACUCCAUCAGCACUAUUGCAACUUUCAGGAGUAUCAUGGGAAGACUGAAGACACUGCUGAUCAACAUUAUUUAGAAGGUUUGCCCAUAAGCACAAAAUCAGCUGAGAAGGAAAAGAUGAAAAACCAACUACAGAAUGUAGCUGAAAAUCAACUUCCACAAAAUGCACCAAAUUCUUGGUAUCUACAAGGAUUAAUUCACAAGUGGAAUGGAGAUCUGCUACAAGCAGCUGAAUGUUAUGAGAAGGAACUGGGCCGCCUACUAAAGAAUAGCCCUUCAGGCAUAAGCAGCUUUUUCCUGCCAGCAUCUGAGCUUGAAGAAAGCAGUGAAGAAAUGAACCAGGGCACAGACAGGUCCAUUCUCGGAGAGCUCCCUAAUCCCUGAGCUGAAACAGAGAGGGAAAGGAACAGAGAGUCAGGGAGCCUGAAAUGGUGGCCAUGAUGAGGAGAGGGGUGGGAAGGCAGGAGUUCCCCAAUCUGAGUUUUCUGGGCAAGAUGGCCUUGUUUAUUGCUUUAAGAUACAUUUUAGAGAGCUGUUUUCUCAUGUUUGUCCACCCUAUCCAUACCAACCACACAUAGUUCUCUAGUCUGCAGAUCUUAUAAUUACUUACUAGCAGAAACAGUGCUUCAGGCCCGCAUGAUGCUCAUUAGUUCUCCGUUUGCACUCAGUUCACCAGAUAUCCCCUACCUCUGUCCUUGAUGCCAGGAGUCAUAAUUGGUGACUGCCUACCAACAGAAUGUCAUCCUCCAUCCCAUUACUACCUAGCCUUCUUGGCCUCCUGGAAGACUAGCUUUUGACUAACCCUGGAAAAUUCCUUAUGACUUGCUCUUGGCUUCAGCCAUGUAUUUAUAUGUAUUCUUGAUAGUGAUAAUACAAUAAAUAUGUAUUCUUGAUGAUAAUGCUACAAUAAAUUUAAAAAUUUCAACUCAG